Molecule: messenger RNA, 1318 nt
Organism: Episyrphus balteatus (marmalade hoverfly)
Lineage: Eukaryota; Metazoa; Arthropoda; Insecta; Diptera; Syrphidae
Gene: mms4
Product: crossover junction endonuclease EME1
Exons: 6
Coding region: 316-1248 (310 amino acids)
Biological process (GO): resolution of meiotic recombination intermediates; mitotic intra-S DNA damage checkpoint signaling; replication fork processing
Cellular component (GO): Holliday junction resolvase complex; nucleus
Source: RefSeq, a predicted model, not a curated record
UUUAUAUUUUUUUAAAUAUUUUUCAACUUUUCAAAUGUAUUUUCAGGAUAGUAAAAUACUUUUCCUAUGAUAAUUAUGAUAUUAAUUCUCAUCCUUUCACGCAAUCAUAAUUGGAAAUUCAUAUUUAUCUCGACUGGAAAAUGUAUUCUUAUCAUUGGAGGCCUAUCUCAGCUUUCAAUGGAGAACGAUAGAAAAAUCGAGAUUUGAAACAGAUCCGCAUCGAAAUGCGAUCCAUUUUACAAAGGAAAACGCUACUAAAAUAAUGUUUAAGCUGAAGGUUUUAUUUUAAUUUUAAUCCACAACUCCGUAUUCACAAUGUCCAAGAAACAAAUUAAUAAUUCUGAUAAAUUAAAGGCCAAACUUAUUCGAGAACAACAAAAACGAAUAAAACCAGGCGAGUGUCUAAAGUAUAUCCGAGCUGUUAUAGGAGAAGAUGUCCUUCAACCAGAAGUUGGUCUCUCGUUGUUGAGCCAACUAACCGAUUUACAAAUAUCGCAUGUACUCCGCAAACAGAAGUGCAACCGAACAAUUUUUUGGGAGCGAAAUGUUGGCCAACAAAUCUUCAAUUCUAUGGAAGAUAAUGACUUGUACAACCUCAAUGAAAAGUAUGAACUGGAACCACAAUUUCUUCGAAUAUUCAGUGGCAAAGAAUUCCAUGAAUUAAUAGAAGAUAAAAGUAUUCAUGAACGCAUCACAAAUGUAAAAACUACUUUUCCUGAUAUGAAACUUUCCCUUGUCGUAGUGGGUGUCUUGCCAAAGUGUAGGAACACACUUGAAAGGGAAACAGCAUUUGUAGAAUUACAAAUUCUGUACGAAUGUAGUGUUCUAUUUGUGAAUAAUUCACAAGGUUUAGCUGAGCUUUUAGGACGUUUUACAAAAGCAGUUGCAGAGAUUCCAUACAGAAAACAGAAAUCCUCUGUUGCUGCUAGUUCAAGCCAAUAUCUAUUGAAUGACAAUAAAGACUGUGUUCGGGUUGAAGGCACCAAUGGCUUGAGUAGACUUUGGCAACAGCAUCUAAAUAGACUUCCUCUAGUCACUUUAGAUGUAGCUCAAUCAAUUCAGAAUAAAUAUCCUUGUCCUAAAAAAUUGUUGGAGGAAUUCGAUAACCCAGAUGGCCAGACUUCUUUAGCGAAUUUAAAAAUCAGUCGUGGAGCUGUUCCUCUGGCAUCUGAGAGACGUAUCGGAGAUGUUUUAAGUAAAAAGUUGUAUGCUUUGUAUAAUAGUUUGGAUCCAAAUGAGAUUCUUUAAUAAGAAUAUCAAAGAUUGUAUAGUUAGAAAAUUGAAUAAAUUAUUGUAGAAUUGCAGACAACAAGACUAU